ACCACCUGGAAGCGCUGCGGCGCCGCUGUGGAGCUUCUUGCGGCGGCGGCCCCCGGAGCGAGUGCCGCGGCGGGGGUAACGGCGACAGCGGCGGCUCCUCCCCGAGCGGGCCGUGGCGUGCGGCCCCGCGAGGAAGGGCAAUUUGAGUGUCUGGAAGCUAGGGAGGGCCACACUCUUGUUGCUUUUACUGUCUCCUGCCACCAUGAGCAGUUGCCCUUCUGCCAUGCCAACCUGCCUUGGAGCCAGCUGAUUAUGGGCAGAAACUUCUGCAAACUGUCCUGUAAACGGCAGCACUACCAUUGUGACUGUAUUGUGGUUUUCCUGCACAGAUACCAAGUUGUGCUAGUGCAGCCAUAUAAAUAAUUAACACGUGAAGUCUCAAUGUGACAUGGAUGUUAACAGCGAUGACAGAUAAACACAGACACUUGGGAAUCAAAUACUAGGCGAAACAUUUUCUACAAGGACUUAAAGAACACAUCUGCAAGAACCUGUCUCUUCUUAAUACUGGUAGAACUCAACUAAAGGAAUUUAAGAGUUUCUAGUAUUCUCCAUGGCUGAAGCUGAGAGUCUGAAACCCUGAUGCUUAAGCUCUAUUCUAGACAUAGCUUCAACUCCUUCAGGAUAUAAGGAAAAGAGAUAAUAUUUCCACAAUGAUAGAUCUUUGGUUAUACAGGUUUCCCAAUGAGUGGAUCAUGAUGACCGUAUUGUAGGGACUUGCCAUAGUAUGGCUGCUUCCCGAUCUACUCGUGUUACAAGAUCAACAGUGGGGUUAAACGGCUUGGAUGAAUCUUUUUGUGGUAGAACUUUAAGGAAUCGUAGCAUUGCUCACCCUGAAGAACUCUCUUCUCAUUCUCAAGUGCGAUCAAGAUCUCCAAAGAAGAGACCAGAUCCUGUGCAAAUUCAGAAAGGAAAUAAUAAUGGAAAAACCACUGAUUUGAAGCAGCAGAGUACACGAGAAUCAUGGGUAAGCCCUAGGAAAAGAGGACUUUCUUCUUCCGAAAAGGAUAACCUAGAAAGGCAGGCUGUAGAAAAUUGUGAGAGAAGGCAAACAGAACCUGUAUCUCCAGUUUUAAAGAGAAUUAAACGUUGUCUUAGAUCUGAAGCACCACACAGUUCAGAGGAAGAUUCGCCUAUCAAGUCAGACAAGGAGUCAGUAGAACAGAGGAGGACAGGAGUGGACAAUGAUGCAGAUUUUCAAGGGACUAAACGUGCUUGUCGAUGUCUUAUACUGGAUGAUUGUGAGAAAAGGGAAGUUAAAAAGGUAAAUGUCAGUGAGGAAGGGCCACUUAAUUCUGCAGUAGUUGAAGAAAUCACAGGCUAUCUGACUGUCAAUGGUGUUGAUGACAGUGAUUCCACUGGGAUAAACUGUGACAACUGUCAGCCUGAUGGGAAUGCAAAGCAAAGUAGUGCUGGUUCCUAUGCAUUGCAGGAGAAAUCAGUAGCUGAAAAUGGGGAUUCAGAAACCCAGACUUCAAUGUUCCAUGAUAAUAGGAGGGACGACAGUUAUAUAGACCAUAACGUGCCUUGCACAGAUUCAGAAGUGCAGGUCAAGUUGGAGGACCACAAAAUAGUAACUGCCUGCCUGUCUGUGGAGUGUGUUAAUCAGCUGACCACUGAGCCAGCUUCAGGCCCCAUUUCUGAAAAUCAGUCAUCUUUAAGGGAUUCUGAGGAGGAAGUAGAUGUGGUGGGAGAUAGCAGUGCCUCAAAAGAGCAGUGUAAUGAAAAUAGCAGUCACGUCUUGGACGCAGAUCUUGAGAGCAUGCCAGUCUCUGGAGAACCAGAACCAUCAUCUGUUCUAGACUGUGUCUCAGCUCAGAUGACAUCUCUGUCAGAACCGCAAGAACAUCGCUAUACCCUGAGAGCUUCACCACGCAGGGCCGCCCCUGCCAGAGCUAGUCCCACUAAAAACAGUUCUCCUUGCAGAGAGAAUGGACAAUUUGAGGAGAAUAAUCUUAGCCCCAAUGAAACAGAUGCAACUGGUAGUGAUAAUGUAAGUGAAUCUCCCACAAAUCCUGAUGAAAUUUCUCAAAAUGAAAAAGUUUUAUGUUGUGACUCUCAGAAAUAUGGAAGUGAAGGACUAAGUAAGCCACCCUCAGAGGGAAGACUCAGUAUCGGACAUAUGCCACCUGCCAAAGAGAGUGCCAAUCCGCACAUUACAGAAGAGGAAGAUGAUGACCCUGAUGUUUAUUACUUUGAAUCAGAUCAUGUGGCACUGAAACACAACAAAGAUUAUCAGAGACUGCUGCAGACGAUUGCUGUCCUUGAGGCUCAGCGCUCCCAAGCCGUCCAGGACCUUGAAAGCUUGGGCAAACACCAGAGAGAAGCACUAAAAAACCCCAUCGGAUUUGUGGAGAAACUCCAGAAGAAGGCUGAUAUAGGACUGCCAUAUCCACAGAGAGUUGUUCAGUUGCCUGAGAUUGUAUGGGACCAAUAUACCAAUAGCCUUGGGAACUUUGAAAGAGAGUUUAAAAAUCGUAAAAGACAUACUAGGAGAGUUAAGUUAGUUUUUGAUAAAGUAGGUUUACCUGCUAGACCAAAAAGUCCCGUGGACCCUAAGAAGGACGGAGAAUCUCUUUCGUACUCUGUGUUGCCUCUAAGUGAUGGUCCGGAGGGCUCCCACAGCCGGCCGCAGAUGAUAAGAGGCCGCCUGUGUGACGACACCAAACCCGAAACGUUUAACCAGCUGUGGACCGUCGAAGAGCAGAAAAAACUUGAACAGUUACUCCUGAAAUACCCUCCUGAGGAGGUAGAAUCCCGACGCUGGCAGAAGAUCGCGGAUGAACUGGGCAACAGGACAGCAAAACAGGUUGCUAGCCGAGUACAGAAGUAUUUCAUAAAGCUAACUAAGGCUGGCAUCCCAGUUCCAGGCAGAACGCCCAACCUAUAUAUAUACUCCAAAAAGUCUUCAACAAGCAGACGACAGCAUCCCCUUAAUAAGCAUCUCUUUAAACCUUCCACUUUCAUGACUUCACACGAACCACCAGUGUACAUGGACGAGGAGGACGACCGCUCCUGCUUUCAGAGCCACAUGAGCACCGCAGCAGGAGAGGCAUCAGAUGAAGAAAGUAUUCCAAUCAUGUAUAGGAAUUUACCUGAAUAUAAAGAACUAUUACAAUUUAAAAAGUUAAAGAAGCAGAAACUUCAGCAAAUGCAAGCUGAAAGUGGAUUUGUUCAGCAUGUGGGCUUCAAGUGUGAUAACUGUGGCGUAGAACCUAUCCAGGGUGUUCGGUGGCACUGUCAGGAUUGUCCUCCAGAGAUGUCUUUGGAUUUCUGUGACUCUUGCUCAGACUGCCUACAUGAAACAGAUAUUCACAAGGAAGAUCACCAACUAGAGCCUAUUUAUAGGUCAGAGACAUUCUUAGACAGAGACUACUGUGUGUCCCAGGGCACCAGUUAUAAUUACCUUGACCCAAACUACUUUCCAGCCAACAGAUGACAUGGCAGAGCGCAUCCUCACUAGUCCUCUUCGACACAUAGCAAUGGUAUCAUUGUUGAUGAUGUGCAGUUUGGAAAGGGCCUCUGCUUUUCCUGAAUGACACUCACAGCAUGAGCGCUUCCCGAGUGUUCUCGUCCAGCCCAACUCUGCCCCACGUGGCUCUCCAACCCUGUUCAGCAGCCGAGCGAGCGUCUGGUGAGCAGAGGGUUCCCUGGUGAAGCUCCCGCCGCCUGAGCCUGGAAACGGCGGUCUAGGUGGGCUAGACGGAAGCGAGAGCACACAUUCAUGUGAGAGCAAAUCCCAAAGGUUUCAGAGAACUUGGUCAUAACUAUGGAAACAAGACAAAGUAUUUAUAUUCAAACACUUUAGUAGCUUUCAGUUUUGUGAAAAUAGUUUUCAGCACAGAAACUGACUUCUUUAGACAAAGUUUUAACCAAUGAUGGUGUUUGCUUCUAGGAUCUAUACUCUAAAAGAACUCACUGUCCAGUGGUCAUUGACGGCCUUUAGUAAAUUGGAGCUGCUUAACCAUAUCGAUACCUAAUUUCUUUUAACCACAAUGAACUGUCCUUGUUGUCAACAGCAAAGCACUACAGGAGGCAACUGUGGCAUUGCUUCUUAACCAGCUCAUGGUGUGUGAAUGUUAUAAAAUCGUCACUCAGAUAUAUUUUUUAAAUGUAAUGUUAUAUAAGAUGAUCAUGUGAUGUGUACAAACUAUGGUGAAAAGUGCCAGUGGUAGUAACUGUGUAAAGUCUCUAAUUCACAACAUUAUUAAUUCCUUUAAAAUACACAGACUUCUGCCUCUGUAUUUGGAGUUGUCCGUGCAACUCAUCAAAGAAAACUGCCUAAUAUAAAAAUCAUAUAUAUGGUAAUAAUUUCCCUCUUUUGUAGUCUGAACAAGAUCCAUAAAAGAUUGUAUUUUUAUUACUAUUUAAACAAGUGAUUAAAUUUAGUCUGCACAGUGAGCAAGAGUUCACAUGCAUUCUUUUAUACUGCUGGAUUUUGUUGUGCAUCAUUUAAAACAUUUUGUAUGUUUCUUCUUAUCUGUGUAUACAGUAUGUUCUUGAAUAAUGUUCCUUUGUCAGGAGAACUGUGAGAAAUAAACUAUGUGGAUACUGUCUGUUUAUAUUAUA
This is a messenger RNA of Cavia porcellus (domestic guinea pig), 4566 nucleotides long. It is a transcript of the gene Zzz3, whose product is annotated as zinc finger ZZ-type containing 3. The record is from RefSeq and is a predicted model, not a curated record. Bases 725 to 3436 code for a protein of 903 amino acids. The transcript has 16 exons. NCBI's taxonomy places the organism in Eukaryota, Metazoa, Chordata, Mammalia, Rodentia, Caviidae. Gene Ontology annotation, molecular function: zinc ion binding.